Gopherus evgoodei (Goodes thornscrub tortoise) is the source of this 6677-nucleotide messenger RNA. It is a transcript of the gene ARK2N, whose product is annotated as chromosome 6 C18orf25 homolog. The coding region runs from base 247 to 1431 and encodes 394 amino acids. The transcript is spliced from 3 exons. Gene Ontology annotation, biological process: ubiquitin-dependent protein catabolic process. Gene Ontology annotation, molecular function: ubiquitin protein ligase activity. NCBI's taxonomy places the organism in Eukaryota, Metazoa, Chordata, Testudines, Testudinidae. The record is from RefSeq and is a predicted model, not a curated record.
GCGGCCUCCGGUGACAUUUUCCGUCGGUGGCGCGCAGGGCGGGGAGCGAGGCAGGCGGCGGCGGAGGAGGAGGAGACUUGGCCUCGGCCCCCCAUGUCCGAGCUGCUCCCCCGCGAGGGGGAGGCGAGGAGGAGCCGCGGUGCCGGCGGCUGUUGCACUGGUUGCUUUGCCGUUGAAAACCUAAUCUAGUUCUCCCAGUCCUCUAGACUCCAUGCUGUGAGACAAGGAGGAGCUUGGAACUCUGAAAUGAAGAUGGAGGCGGUGGGAAAAGUAGAAGAACUCAUUGACUCAGAAGUCUCAGCAAAACUCUCUGAAAAACAAGAGGCAGCUCCUGGUGAAGAUGGACCUGUAGAACUAGACACGUGUGCUCAGAAAGAUGGUGUGCCCAUUGUAGCAGAUUCUGUGGUGCUCUCCUCAAUGCCGUGCUUACUGAUGGAACUGAGACGGGACUCCUCGGAGUCUCAGUUGGCCUCUACAGAGAGUGAUAAACCAACGGGAGGCCAAAUUUAUGAGAGUGACUCGUCUAAUCACUGCAUGCUUUCCCCUUCUUCCAGUGGGCAUUUGGCUGAUUCAGAUACGCUGUCUUCCGCAGAAGAGAAUGAGUCCUGUCAGGUUGAAGCUCCUGUAGAGGGAGACCCUUCUGGAGUUUCUGGGGCUGCAGUUGGGAGAAAAUCCAGACGAUCCAGGUCUGAAAGUGAAACAUCAACUAUGGCUGCCAAGAAAAAUCGACAGUCUAGUGAUAAGCAGAAUGGACGAGUCACCAAGGUAAAAGGUCAUCGGAGCCAAAAGCACAAAGAAAGAAUCCGGUUAUUAAGACAGAAGCGGGAGGCAGCUGCUCGCAAGAAAUACAACCUGCUGCAGGACAGCAGUACCAGUGAUAGUGACCUGACCUGUGACUCAAGCACGAGUUCAUCAGAAGAUGAUGAAGAGGUUUCAGGGAGCAGCAAGACAAUCACUGCAGAGAUACCAGCUGGCUACAGUCGUGCUGGGGGAUCUGGAGGAGCGACCAGGGAAAUUCCAGGAUUGCUUGACAGGGGCACCGUGUGGGAUAGGAACUGCAUAGGCAAUGUCCUGGAAGAGGCCAUGAACUGCUUUGCCGAGAUGCAGAGGCAGACAGAGGAGAAAUUUCGCAUGUGGAUAGAAAAGCUAACCCGUCUUGAUACAGAUGAAGAAAGCAAGCAACAACUGGAGCCCAGGGAACCUAAAAUGCAACUAGUUGGCCAAAGAAUUCCCCCUACCACACAGUCAGGGGCAUAUAUGCAGAUGCCUGAUAGCCAAGUACUUCCACAGCAGUCCUUUAAUUCUUACGUGAGCUAUCAAAAUGUUGACACUACAUUAGAGUUUCCAGCGACUUUUAAUAACAAUUUUCCAGCUGUGUUUCCAGAGAAUGGGAAUAUUGCAGAGCAUGAUUUGAAUCAAUCAAAAACUUAGUUUUUAAAAUCUUGACAUUACCUUGAAUUGUGCUAAGAACAAAAUUUGCUUUUCUCCAUGCAAGUAUUUUUUUUUCUGUGAUGGGUUUUUAACAUUAUACUGUAAAUGUUUGUUUUAUUUAAAGAAAACUUAUGUGGUUUUUAAAAAACAAAGAAAAAUGCACACAUACACAAACACAUGCGAAACUCAAAACAAAAACCUCCUGUCACCAGCGUUUGGCAAGAUGUAAAUUAGAAUCCUUGUAACAUACCCUUGGAAUGGUAGAGCUAUAUUUGUUAUAGUAGAAGCAAUCAGUGUAUUCAUCCAUAUGUUCCUCUUGCAUGCCAAAAAGUUUAUAUAGGGAAAUACAAGUUUAAAUUUAAAGACGUAAAGAAUCUUAGUGAACCUGACUACAUAACAAUUAAUACAUACUUAAAUAUCCGUUUAUACCUAAAUUCUGCAGCUUAAACAUGUCUACAUAUUGACCUUCCUUCCUCCUCUUUUGGCAGAAGUCGUAAAUAAGCCUGCCCUAAAGCUUAGCUAUACAUACUGAAUGUGCUCAAUAAUAUUCAUGUCCCAUUUGGUAGUUAAUUUACUCACAAGAGCUUCUAUUAAUGACGUUGUCAUGUUGCAUAUGACAUUUAUAUUUAGGGGAAGCACCAGUUUUGUAUGUAUGCUUGCAUAUAUAUAUAAUUAUGUAUACACAUACACUUUUGUGUGUGUGCGAUAUAUGCACACAAAUAAAACAUUGAUUUCUUGUGUGUGUAUAUGUAUAUGGUCAAACUAUGUCUUUCAUACUGAAAUAAAAAGAGCAGUGUCAGUCCUGAGAUAAGCAAAGUUUGUAGGUAGAUUUGAGUCUUGGGCGAAGAACUUAAAACCGACUGUCUGACAUUCAGAUUGGUAAACACUGUGGUGGACUUAAUGCACUGUUUGCUUCUGGGUCUUAAAGCAAGAGCAUUUUCUGAGCCACCUCUCUGACUGCCGUUGAAAUGAUUACCUAUGAUUGGGAAUGCCAUAGCAUUAGUUUUGUUUAAAUAAUAUAACUCUACUGUGUGGGUUUUGUUUUAAUUGUUAUACUGAUAAUUAGUUAUUCUGAGUAAUCAGGCCUGAAAUUUUGAUGUUUAAAUUAGGAUGAAGCUAUAUAUUAUAGAAAUAACCUUCUCACCAUUGCCAGAAUACAUGUUUUUGUGUUGCCUUUACAGUUGGGCCUUCAUAAGAGAAUAAUUUCCCCUUUGUGACCAAAAGUAUACAUUUAUAUAGUUUAUUAUCCCUUAGUAUUGGUGAGAUGUUUCUAAUGCAAAUAAAGUCAAACCUUUUAAUUAUGGGAAUUAAGUUUCUACCUAGAUAUCUUUUAAGUAAAAAGAAUGGAACAGGUCUUUUGGGGCUCUUAGCAUUUCAGUUUUUUAAACCAUGGUGGCUUUAUGAAUUUUUAUUUAGAUCAUUUCAGUAAAACUUUUUCUUCCAGUUAAAAAUACCAUUGUGUAUUCUAUAGGCUUGAUACAAAGCCCGAUGAAGUCCGUGGGAAUCAAUCAAUUUAUGUAGCCUUUUGAUCAAGCCCUACAUUAAUAACUUUUUUUAAAAAUAAAAGUAACCAUGGAGUUUUUAAUAUUUUUCCUAUCCCAGCCAAUUUAACAAACUUGUCCUCAUCUGUUUAAAAGUUAAGCUCUUUCAGGGAAAAUUGAUUGCUGAUUUAAAAAAAAACUUUAGUAUUCAUAGAUUGUAUAUAUAUAAUAUAAACAUUUUUAGAAUUCUAGUAUGAGCAGCAUAUUUAAAGCAUGACAACUCUACAAUUUUCCCCAUGCAUAAAGAAGCUGCUUCCAGCAGUGAGUGGUUUCUUUUAUGUAUAACAGGGUCACUUAUUCAGUAUGUUAAGCAUGCUCUGAAACAUUACUUUUUUUUUUUUUAAAAAUGGAGCAAUUAGGCAUUUGAAAACAUGCCUUAAGAGUUGAGCAGAAUUUGUUCAUCUGUUAUACAGACUUUUAUAGACUGAUUAGAACUCUCUCGUAACUGGAUAAUAACUUUGCAAUGGUUGUAGUCAAUUAAAUUUCUCUCUAACGUCUGUGCCUUGUGUAAGUCAUAGGAACCUUGAAAGAAAAAUCUUCGCAUUCAAGCUGGAUGGGAUUUUUUUUUAAUUGAAACUCGCCUUUGAAAUUUAAGUGUUAAUAAACAGCAUUCCUAGCUUUGGUUACUACCUGCAACAACAAAAAUAUGCUUUCUGCUUCAAAAAACCUUUUCACCACCAACAUGUUACUUGAUUUUUACCUUGUAAAUUACUGUGAAUGUUAACAAAUCAGAAAAUAAUAGUGGUGGAACAUACAUAUUUUGAUGCAUAUGGGAUGAUGCUUUUUAAGAUGGUGCCCUUUUUAGGGUAGCUUAGUUCAAAGGCAGCCAGUUGAUUGUUAGGAAAAUGUUUCAGAUUAAAGAUGUAGAAUUUAACAGUAUUUCCACAUGUGAACUACACAAUAUUUAAAAUAUCUGGAAUGUGUAAAUGGUUUUAGUUUGUUCAGUUGCUCUAUCUGCCUCCAAAACAUAUUGAGUCAGAUCUUCAACUGGCAUAAGUCAGUAUCGCUUCCUUGAACUCAAAUCCAAUGUCAUUUUAUACAAGCUGAGGAUCUGGCCUAUUAACUUGUGUUCUGGUUUCAAGAAUUAUAUUCCUUCUGUGGGGGAUGGGGGGGAUCUCCCCUGGCAUCGUUUUGGUAUAAAUGAUAUUUGAGUCAAAGAAUGGUCUGUUUUUAUGCUCCUGGAAAAUAUGCAAUCAUUUUGGUUGUACAGUUAAACAAAAGUAUCUAUUUUGCUGCUUUAGAUUAUGAAUUAAAAAGAUGUGAUGUGCUACAGGAAAACUGACCUUUUCACAUUGACAUUAGUGUUGAGUUUGUAUUUGAAUUGUUUAUGCCAGCACUUGACAUGUUGUUUUAACUCAAUGGAGUUCUGGAUUUUGGUUGCAUUAUACAGUUUGAAAGUAUUUCUGAAAAACUGGAAGUAUUUUUAUUUCAUGGUGGUAUACGCAUACAGAUGCAGUUAAGGCUGUCAUGGUUUCUGCUGUAAGCUCCUAUUUUCAAAGAUUUUGACUUGAAAUUAAUAUUUUCAGGGAAUUAAAAUGUGCUCUGAGCUGAAAUUUUAGUAUAUAAGGUCUGGCCCCCACCUUGACGUCUUGCUAAUAAAAUAGUCUGGCCUUUUUUUUAUUUUAAGAGUAUGAGCCUUGCCUUUAAAAAUGAAAUUUAAUUAACUGUUGUGUUUAAAUACACUUUUGUGGGAGAGUCCAAUGGGAAUUCUGCAUAUGUUGGGGGAACAGCAUAUUGGAGUGUAGCUUGCCUUUGAUUGCCCUAUGGUUUUUGUUUCUUUACUCCAUUCUGAAGCAUUCUGGUUUCUUAAGAAAAUAUUACUCAGUCUUACAGAAUCCUGUGAAAGAAUAAAUAGGUUAGGACAGAUUGGUAUAAACUGGCAUAGCUCCACUGAAGGCGGUGCCUAUUCAAAACCAGAUGAGGAACUGGCCAUUUAAAUUUUAUAUGCUCAUUUAUGCAAAAUCUUGAAUGAAAAAGGCGCCUAAAAUACUUAUGCAUGUGAAUAAUGAAAGUACACAUACAGCUGGAAAUUCAGGAACUAGGAAUUGGUGCUUCUGUGCACUUGAAAUACGUUUACUUCAUUUAUGAUUUUUGUAACAAACUGCAAAUGAAACUUAAAUCUUUGUACGCUCACUUAAUUUAAAUGGCACUGAGGAUGUGUGUCAAGCUGAUGAAUCAGGAAAUUCAAAAUUCAGAUACUGGAAUUGGUUUAUGUGUAGAACUCCUUUGAAAUCUCAGAGGAUUUGGAGUUUAGUUGAUUGCAGGCUCAAGUUUUCCUGUAGUUCCUUAUGGAGGCUUGGAGCCACUUCUCUCCCCUGCAAAUGGGGUAAGUGAAGAAGGAUGUGUUGGCUGUAAUUAUGCAUUUCCUGUCUUUUACUAGUUGGUUACGCAAGUCUUUUAUUUAAAUAAAGAGUUUGUUUUACUUAGCAUACAAAUGAUAGUUUGACACUGGUUUAAUGUUUUAUAAAUUAUAUAUUGUUUACAUUAGAGUCCUAUUUUAAAAAGUUUAUAACUUUAAAAUAUUUUAGAUUUUUUUUUAAAAUAGUACACAGCAAAACAAAGUGUAAUAAACUGUAACAUAACACAUUACCGUGAAGUCCAGAGUUAUAGAACAUAACAGUUGUCCCUAGGACUGAAGGAAAAGUAUUUUUAAAGCAAGGUAACCUAAUAUUCUUCAAUCUCUAAUUUAGCUCUAAACAUUUUACUCUGGGCUGAAAUUUGUCAUACAUAGACUUCACCUGAGGGCAAUUUUUUUAAACGCCUGGCUAAAAAGUUAAUUUUAAUACACUGAUAACUUUAUGCUAUUAGAUUUUAUUCUUAUCUCUCCAAAGUAUCAUUUGAUUUCAGAAGUCACAUUUGACAAAGGGUUAAUUUGGCUAAGCACUAAAAUCUGACAUGUGGCCAUGGUUGCUGUAAAUGCACAAAAACUAAAUUUAAAUACAAAACCAAUUAAAUGGCUAUGCAUUUUUAACAUGCAUCCUUUGGCCUCAAUCCUGCAGAUCUGAUAUGUGUGAACAGACUCUUACCUCCAUAUAGAGUCCCAGUUAAAUCAAUAGGUCUCUCAACGGGUGAAGGGUCUACCCUCUUUGUUCUGUUUAUACACAGCAAGAGCUCCAAAGGAGGCAUCUUGAUAUACUGGUGAUAGGCACAUUUAAAAAAUAGUUGACAUGCCCAAUGAUACUGCCGGGAGAGCUCUUAUGAUUUCAUGUGAUGCAUUGAAUUCUGAUACUUUUGCAUUGCUCUAAUUGAAGUUAGUAGAAGUCCAUACAUACAUCCAAGGCCUGAAUCUGCCUCUUUGUUCAUAAAGUACCAGUAAACUUUCUUAAACAUACGUUUACAUGAGCUGAAUGCCUUUGGAAGAGUUCUAGUAUUUUAAUUAAUAGAUAUUUUAUUAGAGACAUCAUCAGCUUGAAAACUAGUCAUUUUAAAAGAGACAGUUUUCCCUGUUUGUGUAGUCACAAAGCAACGUGAAUUUUUUUGUUAAAAUAAAUAGGAAAAUGUGUUACUAAACCUACAAAACUCUCAGAAGGACUCUGGCCCGGUGCAAUACCAGAAACUGACUGGCUAUUGGGACUCUGCAGGUGAAAGCAUGAAACUGUGAAUCUGACAGCACUUUUUGUGUAGUCAAAGUAAAGAAAUCGAUGUCUGGUCUACACUAGAAAAUUAGUAGAGGGGUAGCCAUGUUGAUCUGUAAAAAGCAAGAGA